Colletotrichum abscissum is the source of this 471-nucleotide messenger RNA. RefSeq lists its product as uncharacterized. NCBI's taxonomy places the organism in Eukaryota, Fungi, Ascomycota, Sordariomycetes, Glomerellales, Glomerellaceae. The transcript is spliced from 2 exons. The annotation marks the transcript as partial. The record is from RefSeq and is a predicted model, not a curated record.
AGGCGGAGUCAGCUACACCACACACCACACCAUAGUGACUAUCCAUACACACCUCCAGCAUUUUCCCAUUCUCCAAUAAGUACGUACCUCGCCUUACCUUCAUUUUCGACAGAAGAGGCUUGGGUUGAGUCGACUGGCCCCUCUUGCGUUUCCUUGUCCGAUGGCAGCAUGCAAGUCGGUCAGCCUGAUUCGGCCAACUGCAUACUCUUCCAAGUAUUCAUUGCAUGUGUCGCUCAACUCUGGAUGGUCUACCGACUAGCGUUUUUGUCUCGGCUUUGGUCCGAUGGACGUCAAAUCAGCAUUUCUCGCGAACAAGAGAUGACUGCAAACUUUGCUGUCCUGGUAUCGGGCGAUGUCGAAUGGGUGAGGGAGAAUUCGAGAAGAAGGCAAUCGCAUCCGCGGCCAGUAUGGAUGUCUGAUACCUGCCUUGUCCGCCUGUACGGUGCCGAUCCUACGCCAGUCGACCCGUAA